GCAUGGGGGCCCGCUGGUCCAGCCAGUCUAACCAAAACAGUGAAGGUUGUGAAAGAGCCUGUCUCAAAAAAAUAGAGAAACAAUUGAGGGAAACAAUUUCUCUCCCUCUUUUUUACACACACACACACGUGCACGCACGUGCACACACACAACUGGAAAGAGAAUUUUUGAAGCGACUUCCACAAACCUGGCUAUGAACAGGCUUUGGCUCAGGCCGUGGCCCCUCUUUGAUCAGACACUAGGUCCAGCGUGAUCUACGUAGCCAGGCUGAGCCUGCCAACCUGCGCAAGACAGAUCGCAGAUGUGAAGAAUCGGUGUGGAAACACCCUGUGGUGGAGCCGAGCCCUCCCGUUGGCUUUUAUUGCCCAGCUGGGGGGGGGGACCUUAUCUAUUAUUUCAAACCCCGCCCACCCUCAUCUCACCACCAGUGAGCAAACAGAAAGAUAAAGGGUUUUUCGCUAUUGUUUAUUGCUGUUAAAAUUUAACCUUGAUUAAGAUUUAGAGAACCAUUUCUUCAGUCCCCAAGACGUAUCUUGAAGUAAGGAAUUUUAUUUUAUAAGCAUACAUACUAUUAACUUGAAAAAUUAUCUUUCACCCCCACCCCUACAUGAAAGGUUUCUGCCCACAAGGUCACCCAGUGUACUCUAUCAGGGACAUCUGUCUUAGGCAGCUGCUCUGACAACUUGCCCUUUUGGUAAGAACUGCUACAGGGCGGGUUGGGCCACCUCUCUGCUCUUAGGCAACCCCAGAGCAGUGUCCUGAGAUGUUACCUGGAUGGAGCUUUGCACGGCAUACUGCUGAACUAGAGUUAGGUGUCCACAGGUCAGGGCCGCAGACGGACAGCGUCUGGAGUGGAGCUGCUGGAGCAGGCUCUUUUUAUGGGAGGUGAUGAGUGUGAAACCCCGAGAAGUCUGGUGGUUUGCUCAGAGCCCCAAAGGUAGUCACUCUGCUCAGGUCACUUAGCUGAACACCUCCUGCACUUGCAGGACUAGGCAGGAAGCAUUUAGGUAAUUUGAUUGCCAGUCUGUCUUCGUGGACACACAGACAAGGCAGCCUCAUCAUGAGAACUCUCUUGUGUGUUAAAGCAGAAACCAGCUGCCUUUUGGAGAACAUGUGGAGGGCCAGCACAGCUGAAGACUUGUCAGGGUAGACCAGAACACUUUGCCACUGACCAUUCGGUGUAGAAUUUCAGGCCAUGCCUGCGUCUGGACAAAGCUGUAGUCCGGGGUGAACAGGAAUGCUGUUGAGCGCUGCUGUAUAAUUUUAGCUGUUCCUGGUUGUCCCUUUCCCAUGUGCCUUGGCGACGCAGAAAAGCAGAGUCCACAGCAGAAUCACACAUGUCUCUUCAGACUUCAGCAUACUGCAGCUUUAGUCUUAGUUUGGUUUUCCUGUUGGCGGGAAAGGGAUUUUAAUUUUUCAUGGAAGGAGAUGCAGAGUUUGGAAAGCAGAGUCAACAGUGGCGAGGAAAGGAAGAAUCUGACUCGGUCCUUCCAAAAGGUCAAGAGGAGAGCAUCCUAAGACUUAAGCCAGGGGGCUGGAGAGAGGGUUCAGUGGCUAAGAGCACACACUGCUCUUACAGAGGAUCCACGUACAAUUCCCAGCACCCAUAUUGGGCAGCUUACGACUGCCUGUAAUUCCAGCUUCAGGGAACCUGAUGCCUCAGGCCUCAGAGGGCACCAGCACUAACAUACAUGUACAGAUGUGUUCACAGAUACACACAUAACCAUAAAGUAAAUCGUCUUUGUCUUUAAAGACUUGGCAGAGAGAUGGCUUCUCUCUUUCCUUAGUUGGCAAAGUACUUGUGCACAAGCCUGCAGACCUGAAUUUAGGUCCCCAGUACUCCCACACAAAGCAGAGUUCCCAGGCAGCAUGUGCCUGGAACCCCAGCGCUGGGGAGGUAGAGGGAGGAAGAUCCCUAUAGCUUGAGAUCCAGCCAGUCCAGCCAAAUGGGAGCUCCAGGCUGAGUAAGACCUUGUCUCAAAAGAUAAAGUGGGAAAGUGAUUGAGGAAAACUGCUGAUGUCAACCUCUGGUCUCCAUGUUUACAUGAACCUACACCCCCCCACACACACACACAUUCAUUCACUCACUCACUCACUCACUCACUCAGGCGGUUGUCAGCUAGGUGAGAAAAGCCCCACUCAGCCAGGCCCCUGUUUCAGGAGGGGCCUAGAGCUCAAGCAGGUCAGGGUGUUAGUUCUCAGGGUUCUCUGAACACAUGACCUGAUCAGCUUUGAGAUGAAGCUUAGGAAAUCCAUCUGGCUCCACAUCCAAGGAUAAACCUCAGGGCCGAAGCAAAAAGAACAGGUUACUGAUAAUGUUUAGGAAGCAAGUUUGGAAUCUGGCUUCUCAGAGGUGUCUUGCAGAAAGAACUGCAAGGAUUGCAGCAGUUCCCAACCAGGCAUGCUGCCCUGAAGUGAAGUUAGGGACCCGAGACUCCGAAGGCACCUGUGCACCUGCACCUGCAUGGACCAGGUUGUGUGUCCCUAAAUUCAUGUUGGAACGCUUACCCCAAGUACCACGGAAUGUGGGUUUUAGAGACAGGGCCUUUAAGGAAAAGAUAAACUGAGAUGAAGGCAUUGUGGGGAGUGCGGGGAGUGCUAAUGUAGUCUGCUAGCAUCCUUACAAGACAGGGCUAGGCUGUGCCGGGAUGCACCGGGCGAGAAGGCCAUUAGGAGCUAAGACAGAGGUCUCAGCCGAAGCCAGCUCACCACUGCCUUUAUCUCGGAUGUUUACCCCCCAGGGAUCACAGGAAAAUGAAUUUCUGUUAUUUCAGUCACCACUCUUUGGGAUUUUAUUACAGCUGCCCUAGGAAACUAAUACAGACAGUGUCUACAGAUCACAAAGCCACCAUCGACGUGAACAGACCUUCAUAGUGCUUUUGUUUGUUUUCCAGUCCUGGAGAUGAAGCUGGCUCUCAUGCAUGCUAAGCUGUACUCAUGGCUUCCCCUUUAACUGUGCACAUGCAUGCAGGAGACCAGAGUGCAGGAGAAGGAUCGCUUGGAGCUGGAGUUAUCCAUGUGAGUGUAGGAACUGGAAGAGCAGUGUGCACUCUUGACCACUGGGCCGUCUCUCCAGCCUCUUCUUUUGUUGUUGAAGUCUCACUGAGUUGCCCAAGCUGGCCUAGCACUCAUCCUGUAGCCCAGACUAGCUUUGCACUCAACAGCAUCCUGCCUCCACCUCUUGUUCAGCUCUUCCUCAUUCUAAAGAAGGCAUUUCCGCACCAAGAUACUGAUCUUUACUGUUAACUUGUGAAUGUGAUGGCAUCUCAAUAAAGAUUCAAGAACUGUUUUGUUUCCAGAAGGUCUCGGGUAGUGACUAAAGCUCUUUGGAAAGAGAAGCAUGUAGCUAAACACAGGAGGAAAACCAACAGGGGCUGGCCUGUCAGGCAUUGAAACCCUUUAUUAAUACGGUGGUGUGGGCCGGGUGGGGGUGGUGCGUGCCUGUAAUCCCAGCACUCACGAGGAAGAGGCAGGAGCAUCUCUGUGAGUUCACGGCCAGCCUGGCCUACAGAGUGAGUUCCAGGACAGCCAAGGUUACACAGAGAAACCCUGUCUUGAAAAACCAAAUGCACACACGUGCAUAGUUAACCAAAAGUAAUUAAAAACACCACCACCAAUAAAAACAGUGGCGUGGCCACAGACUAGAGCAGAAUGGAAUGUCUGAAAACAGAACAGACACAGGACACUAUGGAAAGUUAGCGGCUCAGUCCCCAGGACAGAGAUAGCCUCUUAAUCAGUGGCAUUUAAGGUGGCUGGCUAACCAUUCAGAAAAAAGGUAAAAUUAGAUGCAUUCCUCAUACCACAAAUAAAACCAGUGGAUCAGAAACCUAAAUAAAUUGAGAAACUCUGCGUGUCCCAGAAGGGUACAGGGAUAAAUUCUUCCAUUCAGCAUGGGCAUACAAGAUUUUAUAACUUCAAAUUCAUAACACACACACACAUGCACACACGCACACAACACAAGAAGGAUGACCAAACAGGAAGCUGGACAGCUACCCUGUGAGGAGGUUAGAAGAGGGAACUGAACAGAAGAGAUGGGAGAUGUAUUGUUCUGACCUUCGGAACCAUGUUAGUGUUUUCUGGAUUUGGGAAUGGGGGAAUCAGUGAGGACUGACAAUAAGUUGUGCCUGUAAGCCUAACCCUGAAAGUGGGAGUCAUACCCAAACAAACUUUGAGCAAAUGAAAAUGAACCCACGUAUUUUGCGCAUAAAAAUAAAUUUGAAAAGAAAACAAAUUCCUAGGUGUAGUUUAUAAGCUGGUAUGAAUAUAGUAGUUUUGAAGAAAAUAGUGUAUUUAAGGGAAUUCAUGAAUGUAUUGAAACUGGGCCAGGCAUGUUGACCCAUGCCUAUAAUAAUCCCUGUGUGCGGGAAGUGGAGGCAGGAGGAUCAGGAGUUCAAAGUCAUCCUUGGCUACAAGUUUGAGGCUAACCUGGUCUAUAUGAGUCACUCUCAAAAGUUCCAAACGAUUAACUACGUAAUAAUGAAGGAAGGGAAAUACAACGUAGAUGAGCUGGGUUGGACUUGGGGAGAGCAUUGCAUACAAAGUGCUUCUGCACACACCCCAAUGUGCACACAUACGGCUUAGAGUUAGUGUGACUUCAGAGUCUAUGAUGUUCCUCAUUAAAAGGAACCAGGGACCCAGAGACGAAGAGGAGGAAGUGAGGCAGAAGCCAGAAGCACCGGGUUUCGAAAAUCAGAGAGAUGCUGACCCCAUGCCCCUGAGGCGCAGCGGCUGCCAUGGCCAAGUACCUGGCCCAGAUCAUUGUGAUGGGUGUGCAGGUGGCGGGCAGAGCCUUUGCCCGGGCUCUGAGGCAGGAGUUUGCAGCAAGCCAGGCAGCCGCUGGUGCUCGGGGUCGUGCUGGGCACCAGUCUGCAGCUGCAUCCAACCUCUCUGGCCUCAGCCUUCAAGAGGCCCAGCAGAUUCUCAGCAUCUCCACGCUGAACCCUGAGCGGGUCCAGAAGAAUUAUGAAUACCUGUUUAAGGUGAACGAACGGUACGUCCGUGGGAGGCUCCUUCUACUUGAGUCAAAGGUUGCUCGUGUGAAGGAACGUCUAGAUGAGGAACUCCAAAUACAAGCCCAGGAAGAGAGAGAGAAAGGGCAGGUGCCCAAAACGGGACUGCUGGCCACUCCCACCGCACCCAUUUAUAGCUUGGUAAUAAAUGUCUUUUCCAUGUUAAAAAAAAAAUCUGGGAUGCUUAAAGAGUGGUAGCAUGUUUUAGAAGGCAUAAAGAACAAGCAGCAGCCAAUUGUAGGACACAGUGAUCCACAAAAAUAGACAAGAAUAGGAACAUUUCAGCCCAUUUAUCAAGAAUUCACAAAUGCAUGCCAGUGGCUAUUAGAGAUGAGAAAGAGGCAGGAGAUGGGGAAGCCCCUCCUCAUGGUAGAAUUCUGACUCCAAAAUAAGAAUAAUGGAACGAAAGAAAAGUCAUGUUACAACCAUCUGAGCAAAGGUUGACUCAAGCAAAAAUCUACAUUCAGGGUUGAUGAAGUCUGAUGAGAAAUGGAAAGUUUACUCAGUCUGGAGGGUCUGCCGACUGGUAAUUACAAAAAGACGCAGUAGCUGUGGAUGGUAGGUGAACUGGGCAAUAGUCUAACCAAGCAGUUGAAAGGGAACAGGCAAAUGAUUGGCUUCUGGGUAUGUACCUAGAGAAGGGCGUAACAUCACCUGCAUAGUAUGGUAGCCUAGAACCACGGGGUUUAAUUAUAAAGAACUGUCAGAGGAACCCAUGUUGAAAGGCAGUCUGUAAAAUCACUGAUAAAUACAUCAGUGGUUACUGUGUCAGUAAUGGUCUCAGGUAUGUGUAGAAGUCAGUCUGACUGUGUACCAGUUACUCUUGACUGUUGUGGAGUUAAGGAGCAGACAGUGUACAGUACCUGCUCUCAGAGUGUUUGGGGCGGGUGGGAAGUGUUUGGAGCAGAAGGGAAGAGAAUGAAUGACUUAGUAAAUGUGGCAAACUUAAAAUGGGAUCAGGCAGGUGAGAUGGCUCACUGGGUAAUGGGGCUUGCCGUGCAGACUUGGAGACCUGAGUUCAACCCCAGAACCCAUGAACCCAUGUAAAGGUAGAAGGUCAGAACUGACUCCAUGAAGUCCUGUGACCUCCACACGCUCUGCACACGGCACACCCCCCCACAAUCAUCAUCUUAAUGAUGAUGAUAAUGAUAAGCUUUAAAGGUAAAAGAGAAAAAUAAAAGUGGGUGAAUCUGGCUACAGGGGAUAUACAAGAGUUAACUACUAUGGGAGUUUAUGUUAAAAUAAGAAGUGACUGAAAAGAAUGGUCACAGAAGCUUUAAUACAGUGAUCCCUUCCUAGAAACAUCCCAGGUCAUCUGUAGGUAAAACUGUAUCAUCAGAUAAAUUAAAGACACAUAGAAUAAUUCAUAAAACUGAGUGAAUCUCACAAGUAUAAUGUUGAGCCAAAGAUGAGUCAGGGGGUUAUAACAAUCUAUUUAUUUGAAGAUUUGUGCAUCUUACUAUGGAUUUAGAAUAGCUUAGUUUACUAGAGGUGCCUGGGCCUCCAUCAGCAGAGACAGAGUCUCUUAAAGUGUAGUUCAAUGGUAAUGCCCAUGCUUAGUGUACACAAGGCACCAAGUCUGACCCACAGCACCAUGAAAACAUAAAACAGUCAGAGAUGAGAAAAAGGCCACCUGUCACGUUCAUCGAUCUGGAGUGUCUUCGCUGUGCUUGAUAGUUCAUGUCCACGGUCAUCUAAACACUGAUUGAUCUCUGUGAUGUACUGGGUCCAUCUCAGCACUGUGCCUUGAUGCAGAUCACUACCAAACAAGAUGGCAGCAGGAAGUACAGUGCCCUUUCCUGUCAUGAAGUCCGUUUUACCCCCCAUGGCCACCGCCCCCUGCUGGCAGUAGGAGCAGUUAAGUUCCCCGUCCUGGAGCUGUUAGGCAAUGAGGGCUGCCAAAGUAGGUGCCUUAGGAAGAAGAGUCCGCCUGAUGUAAGGGGAACCUGCUAAUGUUGCUUUGCUGCAAGUAGUUACUGGACCUCCAGCUGAUGACCAGGAAAGGCAGGCUGGGCGAGUCCCAGCACCUGGGAGGUUCUUCUCAGCUGCCUAGCUCGUUCAAGGGCAGCAUGGGCUCCAUGAGGCCUAGUCACCAAAGGAAAGAAAAAGGGAGAAAAGAAGAGAAGGAACAAGUGAUUGGGGUGGCCAGUUCAGAAGUGCUAACUCAGGCUGCAGCGGCUAAAAGACAAAGAAUGUUUGUGUGUCCAUCAGUAAUUCAAGACACUAGGCUGUAUGAGAUGGGUCUCUGCUGGCAGUAGGAGGCCUUUACCAGGGGUUUCUUUGACACAGUGUCCACCUCAGUUAACUGUUGGAAGGUAGAAGUAGAAAAUAAUUCUUGCGCCGGGCGGUGGUGGCGCACGCUUUUAAUCCCAGCACUCGGGAGGCAGAGCCAGGCGGAUCUCUGUGAGUUCAAGGCCAGCCUGGGCUACCAAGUGAGUCCCAGGAAAGGCGCAAAGCUACACAGAGAAACCCUGUCUCGAAAAACCAAAAAAAAAUAAUAAUAAUAAUUCUUGCUUUGCACAGAUUCCAUCACUAUGCAAGAAAUAAAUUAUAUUUAUUAUACUCGAAUAGCAAGGGGAAUCCACAAGUGUUAUCACUUUAUAAUAAUUGACAAAUGAGAUGUAGUGUGAGGAAUUUUAAUACUUUCCCAAACCAUUUUACCAAGUUGGCAGCUAAGUCAGUGACAGCCCAUGUGUUGUGCAUGCCUUCCAGUAGAAGCACUGUAGAGCAGGAACAAGGUUCCUGGAGAGCCAACUCCACAUCUAAUGUCACCAAACAUUCCUUUAGGGAAGUGUGUCGGGGGUCCUGGCCACCAUCCGCAGUAACCAAUUUAAAAUCUCCUUCCUUCUCUCAUGUGGUUUUAACACAUGUUGCUUCUCUCUACCGUUUGCAGACCACAAGAACAGGAGGGCUUCCCAAGGUCUUUGUCACUGAGCGGAGCCACCCCGUGACCCUGGAGGACACCUUGGGGUCUGGUGACAUUCCCCAGGGUAGGGUUCUAUAAGUCAACAUUAGGCAGCCAUCCCUCCUAGGGUGCCAUAUGGUGAUGGCUCUGUCAGGAUUUUCUGCGGUUAGCCGGGCUAGUUUCAUCACCCAAGCUCUUAGCUUUCCGAAGACAGCUUUUUGCUUCUGUCUUAGUCUUGGGUCUUCAGCCGGCAAACGUAACUAUACCCUCUGCAUCCUCCUUGGUCCUGUUGUGUGGUGUUGAGGACCACGGAGAAGUGGGUGCAUUCAUCCAAGUCCUCACAGAAAGGAUGCUUCUAAGUAUGGCUGCCAGGACAUCCCCGAACCUCAGAGGCUGUGUAACUGACUGCCUUCCCUGGGCUUCGGUGUCACAUGCUCAUUGUUUACUGCUUUUUAUUUUAAAAGGAGUUAAUGUGUCGAUUACAACACUUAAUGGUAAAUAAUACCAUUCAAUACAUAUCAACUCAGAUUUGAGCAGACUGUUACAUGAGAGUAUCAGUGUCGAUAUGUACAUAUGUAAACAGAGUGGCCCAGGCUGGACUCCAACCUCGGAUCCCUUUGCCUUAGCCUCCCUCCUGAGUACUGGGAUUGUGAGUGUAUGCCAGUGUGUGUGUGUGUGUGUGUGUGUGUGUGUGUGUGUGUGUGUGUGUGUGAAGGGGUACACAUGCCACAGUGCACAAGCGGAGGUCAGAGACCAACCCUGUGGAAUCGGUCUGUCCUUCCACCUUUACCUGAGUUCCAGGGAUCAAAUUCGGUCUCUUACUGUAUGACAGACCCUUUUACCCAUGAAGCCAUCUGGCUAGCUGGUGAUAUAUAUUGUUAAUUAUGCUUUAGCUUUUUUGUGAAUAGGAAAAUUAAAAAUGGAAUAAAGCAACUAAUUUUAAUCUGAAACUGUCUUCCCAGUGGCGCUGCCUUUAGGCUGGGGUCCUGUGAUCUAGGCUGUCCUCUGGAGCGGAGAGUCACUUUCCUCGGACAGCAGGGUGGAGGUCAGGUCAUUUGCCCUCACCUACCAUGAGGUAAUGACUGGUUCUCACUUCUCUCACUUGUCCCUGUUCUCUUCCCGU
Peromyscus californicus insignis is the source of this 9037-nucleotide messenger RNA. RefSeq names its product mitochondrial import inner membrane translocase subunit TIM16-like. The record is from RefSeq and is a predicted model, not a curated record. The coding region runs from base 4734 to 5207 and encodes 157 amino acids. Gene Ontology annotation, cellular component: TIM23 mitochondrial import inner membrane translocase complex. Lineage: Eukaryota; Metazoa; Chordata; Mammalia; Rodentia; Cricetidae. Gene Ontology annotation, biological process: protein import into mitochondrial matrix. The transcript has a single exon.